UCAUUCUGCCUGUUCACAACAGUGAAUGCUGGUUAGAUGAAUGCUUGGAGUCAGUUUUGGAGCAAGAUUUUAAAGAAACAAUGGAGCUAUCAGUUUUUAAUGAUGCAAGUGAGGACAGUUCUACUGAAAUCAUUGAAAAAUGGAAGGUCAAGUUAGAAGAUGCUGGUAUACCAGUUAUCAUAGGUAGUAAUGAUUCAUGUCAUCCUCGAGGAGUUGGAUUUGCUAAGAAUCAAGCAGUGAUGCAGAGCUCAGGAAUCUAUCUCUGUUUUCUGGAUUCUGAUGAUGUGAUGAUGCCACAGCGGGUUAGACUGCAGCAUGAAGCUGCCAUUCAGCAUCCAAACAGUAUUAUUGGUUGCCAAAUCAGAAGAGAGCCGUUGGAGUCCACUGAACGGUAUACUCGUUGGAUCAACAGUCUAACUGAAGAACAACUUCUUACACAGGUGUUUACCUCACAUGGCCCAACUGUCAUCAUGCCAACCUGGUUCUGUUCCCGGGAAUGGUUUUAUCACGUGGGCAAAUUUGAUGAGGGUGGAAAGGGCGUUCCAGAAGAUUUGCUGUUCUUUUAUAAGCAUAUCGAAAAGGGCGGUGAAGUCUUUCGAGUUGACUGUUGCCUCCUGCUGUACCGUUACCAUCCCCAGGCUGCAACUCAUUCUGUACUAGAGGGAACCAUCUGGAACCACCGGGUCAGCUUUCUUCAAGACCAAGUCCUCAGCUACUGGACAUCGUUCACCAUCUGGAACGCUGGCAAACAGGGCAAGAAACUCUACAGAAGCUUGUCGCCAGCUAAUCAAAAAAAGGAGAGGCCCAAACCAAAAAUUCCUAUAUGUCACUUCCGAGAGGCAACUCCACCUUUCAUUAUCUGCGUGAAGCUGGAUUUGACAGGUGGAGCAUUUGAAGAAAACUUAAAAACUCUGAACUUGAAGGAAGGGCUGGAUUAUUACCACUUCAGCUAGAAACUGAGUGCAUAUCGCAGCUCCUGCUGACAAUCCAGUUUGUCAAGAUGCCGCUGCGCAAACUCUUUCAGUUCUUGAUGGCACCUGAACCAAGAGCUUCCGUGCACAAAGCAACAGCCAGUCCCAGCAACUUUAUUACGCUGAACUCUACAAAAGAGAAAGAAAAAAAGAAGUGGUCACGGGGAGUAGAGAAUAUCACUAUUUAACAAUAUUACAAUCAUGUAAUAAAAUGAACUGAAUGGAGAUGAAAAUGUAAAAAUAUGAAGUUAUGUUUACAGUCUUUAUGACCCCUCCCCUUUGUUUUUCCUACUCUUGAAUAAAUUCUAUUUGUGCAAGUUUUUUAAA
Rhea pennata is the source of this 1298-nucleotide messenger RNA. RefSeq names its product UDP-GlcNAc:betaGal beta-1,3-N-acetylglucosaminyltransferase like 1 (gene B3GNTL1). The coding region runs from base 81 to 953 and encodes 290 amino acids. Lineage: Eukaryota; Metazoa; Chordata; Aves; Rheiformes; Rheidae. The record is from RefSeq and is a predicted model, not a curated record. The transcript has 11 exons.